Molecule: messenger RNA, 1010 nt
Organism: Scophthalmus maximus (turbot)
Lineage: Eukaryota; Metazoa; Chordata; Actinopteri; Pleuronectiformes; Scophthalmidae
Gene: emc6
Product: ER membrane protein complex subunit 6
Exons: 2
Coding region: 325-657 (110 amino acids)
Biological process (GO): protein folding in endoplasmic reticulum; autophagosome assembly
Cellular component (GO): EMC complex; membrane; endoplasmic reticulum
Source: RefSeq, a predicted model, not a curated record
UUUUCUGCCACUGUCACCAGAGAGUCCAGCUCUGUGCCCACCACUGAGCCAGCUCUCCUCACCAGUCUGUCCAGUCGACCAGCGUCUCUCUUCUUGCUGCUUCCUCCCCAGCAGACCACUGCAUAAAAGAGGACGCUGGCCACCACAGACUGGUAAAACAUCUGCAACAGUUUUUUGCAGAUGUUGAAGGACCCCAGCCUUCUCAGGAAGUACAGACGGCUCUGCCCUUUCCUGUGUAGAGCGUCCAUAUUUGCUGUCCAGUCCAGCUUGUCGUCCAGCUGCUGCCCCAGCAGAAGCUUCCUGUAAACUCAGACCAGAGCCAACAUGGCCGGAGUUGUGGCCAAGCGCGAGGGACCGCAGUUCAUAAGCGAAGUGUCCGUGAGGGGGAACGCCGCCGUGCUGGACUACUGCCGCACCUCUGUCUCCGCUCUGUCCGGAGCAACGGCCGGCAUCCUGGGGCUGACGGGACUGUACGGCUUCAUUUUUUAUUUCCUCUCAGCGUUUCUCCUCUCUCUGCUGCUCAUUCUGAAGGCCGGACGGCGGUGGAACAAAUGCUUUAAGUCCCGGCGCCUGCUCUUCACCGGAGGCCUUGUCGGAGGUCUUUUUACUUACGUCCUGUUCUGGACUUUCCUUUACGGAAUGGUGCAUGUGUACUAAAAUGAUCCAUCACUAACGACCCUGAAAUAUUACUGUCUAAUCCCACGCAAACCAAUAAGAAUUGUCUGCCCUGCUGUUUGUAGAUAAGCCAUUAGUGAAAGACUCGAGAUUUUUCCAUGAUGUACUUUUGAUUAUACUGUGUCAAUAACUAUUAUCAUAUGCAAAAUAAACUGUCCCCAUUUUCCUCCUGCUCCACACUAACCUGUGACUGAACUUAUUUAACCUGUUAACCUGACCUUAUUAUAAUGUAGGUGAUGGUGUAGCAUAGAUCAAACCAUUUAACAUUAUCAUGUACAAUACUAUGGUCAGAUUAUAAAUGUGAUUACUGAUUUGAAUAAAAACUUCCUAAACAA